Molecule: messenger RNA, 651 nt
Organism: Pochonia chlamydosporia 170
Lineage: Eukaryota; Fungi; Ascomycota; Sordariomycetes; Hypocreales; Clavicipitaceae
Product: ribosomal protein L19
Exons: 2
Coding region: 1-651 (216 amino acids)
Biological process (GO): translation
Cellular component (GO): ribosome; mitochondrial large ribosomal subunit
Molecular function (GO): structural constituent of ribosome
Source: RefSeq, a predicted model, not a curated record
AUGAAUUUCGCACCUGUGAGACGGCCAAUUGGCUGUCUCAAGACUGUCUUUCGACAUGCAAGACAACAACGAGCCGCACAGCGCAGCCUCACAACUGCUAGCAGCGAAACCCCAACACAAAGUGCCAUCAGCGCGAGGCAACGUGCUGCUCACGAAAAGAUCGGCAAGUUUGCAAUCUAUCCACAGAUCGAAUCUAUCCGGUCGACAAACCCUGACCCGAUGCCCAUCCUUCGCCAACAACAACUGGCUCAGUUAGAUCCCACAGGGGCCAGAACUCGUCUAUUUUCCAAGGAUCACGCGGAUAGUGCCAAAGUUGGAGAUGUGCUCAUGGUCACUUCCAAGGGCGGUGAACCAUUUUCGGGGGCAUUCAUUCAGAUCCGUCGUCGAGGCGCCGACACGGCCAUCCUACUUCGAGGACAAAUGAUGAAGAUUGGUGUGGAGAUGUGGUUCAAAAUCUACAGCCCUUCCGUUACAGGUAUUGAUAUUAUUUGGAGAAGACCAAAGAGGGCGAGAAGAGCCAGAUUGACCUAUAUGCGCAAGCCUAAACACGAUAUGGGCAGUGUGGACAACUUGGUGUCCGCGUGGAAGAAGGAGAGAUAUGCUUUGCGAUCGAAGUCGAAACAAUUUGGCGGCAAGAAGGCCAAAAAAUAA